Messenger RNA from Mycena citricolor, 1497 nucleotides. The record is from the annotation of a GenBank genome assembly. NCBI's taxonomy places the organism in Eukaryota, Fungi, Basidiomycota, Agaricomycetes, Agaricales, Mycenaceae.
GAUAGUCCCGCAAGUUCUGGAAAAUCUCUGACCAGAGGUGAGUUCAUGCUGAACUGAACCAACUUGGCCGGCCGCAACUGUGACUGGGAGGCGGGGAAGCCAGAUAGCACUCCACGUGCUGACUGGUAUUCGAUCACGCUGACUAACGGAUGCGCCGCUGCCCAAUAAGUUUCAGUGUGCAGCCUUGGUACAGUCCCUGUAAUUACUCACUUUCGUCCUUCGUCACCUAUGUGUCUAUGCUGCUCACGUUUCUUACGCUUUGAGCGAGUAAAUUCCACCCAUUUACGUAUUCCGCAUUGCGAUAACCCUGCUUCAGACUCGAAUUCACGAGCUAUCGGAAUCCAUACCGCGAUAAUUGUGACUAGCGUGACACUCCCUAGACUUGCACUACGACCAUGGCCACCACGGCCUAUACAAUCAAAUCCCACUACGACCCCGUGGACCGCGAGCGCCUGGAACAGGAGACGGGCCAGAGUGGGGACAUCACGGACUCGGCUGAUGUAUGGGACGUGGAGGCACAAGCGACGUUCAAGCGAAAGCUAGCCCCACCGCCUCAUUUUGUCCCUGCAGGGUCCUUGUCGACAUUACAGCCAUCCGAGCACCUGGAACUUCCAUCGAGCUCUCUGGGAAUUGCGGUAAAUCUUUGGCUUCCGACACCCAUCCACUACCGCGAUCAUCUAUAAAGCCUCCCCCACCCGAAACGCGAACUAAGAACAAUUGGUUCAUCCAAAAUGUCCUUAGCACCCAACCGGUUGCGGCAGUAGCCCCGCCGCCGACACUCGCGGACAUCCUCGCGCGGGACCCACCUCCGUUACCCCACGAGCCUCAGCACUCUCCGCCGAUAUGGCUUGCAAUCGGUCCGUCCAACAAAGGAUACGAGAUGCUGCAGAAUAGAGGGUGGAAUGAGGGAGAAGCUCUGGGCAUCGGUGUUCUUAGGGCGAAUCGGAUGCGGCCAGAGCCGGAAGUCAUCGACUUGACUGAGCCCGACCGUGACCCCGAGUCGGAUGAUUACUCAGAGCCAGAAAUCGCGUCAGCCUCCGGGUCCUCAUCGCGCACUGCAUUGGUGACACCGAUCGCCACGGUUCUCAAGUCGGAUCGGUUGGGGAUCGGUCUGAAAGCCAAGACUGUCGGUCCGUACCGCGCAUCGCAGAAGCGCGUCACGCACAACGCUGCUGCCAUGCUUGCUCACGUGAAAGCUGCGGAAGAGUUGAGGAAACAGAAACGGAGAUAUGGCCGCGGAUAUCGUGGACAUGCGCGCCAGGAGAAAGCACAGAACAGACAGCGACGGGAGAUGCUCGCAUAUCUCAAUGAACCCUGAACUAGAAUGCAUCCGGCUUAUAAUACAAUUAAGACGUUAUGUUUCUCCCCAUCCCCCUUCCCUGCAUUUGACUUCUGAUACAAACAUCUGUAACCACUGCAUCCUGAAUAUGAAAGCGAUUAGAACCUUGGGAUUGACAAGGGCACAGCGGACUGACAUCUCUUUGCUCAGGUUGCAAC